AGUACUAGAUUGGACAUUGCUAUGUAUGAUUUAUCCUUUCAUUGAAAUGACACAAGCUAAAACAGCAGUGAUCUAGUAAAUAUUAACAGAAAGUGUACUUUCGAUUCCUGGCAAGAAAGGUGCAAGAUCCAACGAGGGGAAAUAUGGUAGAGUCGCGUCUUUCCAAUAUGUAAUAAACUCGCAUUGCACACCGAACCAAAUCUAGGAAAUACUGAAGAGGAGACUUGAGCAGAGAUGGCUCAUAAACACAGUCAGGAUACACAGGGUAGUUGUUCAGAUGGGGUGAGGGUGAAAAUAUCGGAGAAGUAUAAGCCUCCUCCGAAGAUAAACCUGGCUAUGACAUCCACCCAGAGGAUCAGUUUGAAUAACCAGUUGCUGAACAACAUGCCGCAGUAUAACUUCAAGCUGGAGAUGUCCUCGAAGGAGAAGAUGCAGGAGCUGAGGGCCGCUCGCAAUUCCCAAUACUUAAAUUCCCAGGAGAGACUAGAAAGACUUAAAUCUGUUCGCAGAAAGAAGAUGGAGGAGAAGAAGGAGAGAAUCAAAGAGUUGAACAGCAACAAUAACCAUGAGAAUUAUACUAGUGGCGGUGUACUUAUUCCUACUCAAGUCAACAGCAGCAGCAGCAUCCUAACGCCGAUACCAUUGAGCAAUCAGAACUACACGUCUAAAGACAAUGACAAGAGUCCAUUCAAUAUCUCCGAUUUCGAGCCCGAUUCCAGUCCAUUUGAUAACAUGGAGCUGAAAACGAUCAACGACAUGGAGGAGCUGAAGCUGGUGCUGCAGAACGAACAGAAGAAUUACACGACUCAUCCUAGUCACGAGUCGAAUCUGUUCAGCUACACUGCCCAUUCCUCAACCAAUUACCAUCCCUCGACAACCGCGACCACCACCACUUGCGAGAACGGUUACUUCUAUAAGCCGCAGCAGCUACUCCAACCGAACAGCUAUCUCAGCAGCAGCUUCGAUGCGCCUACACCGCAGAGCCACGAGAAGGAGUCGUUCCGCAGCGCCCCGGACAUCAUCAGGGCUCUGCAGGAGGACCUAAACAGUACACACAUCAAUCAUCCCGUUGCCGGACAUUCCAAAACUAAUAACCCCACGCCAAAUCCAGAAACGCACCUGGAGAAUCCCUUCGAGACGCUGUCGAAAGAGCUCCAAACCGCUUGCCAGGUCAUCAGCGGCAUGGGUUUUCCUAUAGCCCGCGUUGCAAGAGCUUGUAAAAGUAUAGGACUUGACGAGAAAAAGAUAUUGGAUCAUCAGCUGGCUAUGAGCGAACUAUUAGAUUUGGGUUUUGCCGAAGAGAAGGUCUCAGAGGCGCUCCUCAAGUGCGACAACGACAGGGACAAGGCGCUGGAGCAACUGAUUUUGUAACGAAUCUUCUACCAUACUGGCUGUGCAAUUUAACUCACUGUAUAUCUGUAUUAUAUUCUAUAUACCUAAAGAACUAAUUUAUCGUAUUUAUUUGUAAAUAGUGAAUGGAACAUGAACCUAAUUGAAAAACAAUUUUGGGUGUGAAAUGAUAUUCUUUCAACUGGGUUUUGUCCGUCUGUUUACGUUAUUUUCUUUCUUUUCUUCAUUACUCAUUGUGGAACGAUGUAUGUGCAUGUAUUAGAGAUACAUUAAAAAUGGAAUAUUAUUUUAUAAUAUACAACAAAACUUGAA
This is a messenger RNA of Nicrophorus vespilloides, 1662 nucleotides long. RefSeq names its product ubiquitin-associated protein 1. The record is from RefSeq and is a predicted model, not a curated record. The transcript has 3 exons. Gene Ontology annotation, cellular component: ESCRT I complex. NCBI's taxonomy places the organism in Eukaryota, Metazoa, Arthropoda, Insecta, Coleoptera, Silphidae. Gene Ontology annotation, biological process: ubiquitin-dependent protein catabolic process via the multivesicular body sorting pathway. Gene Ontology annotation, molecular function: ubiquitin binding. The coding region runs from base 235 to 1371 and encodes 378 amino acids.